Messenger RNA from Helicoverpa armigera (cotton bollworm), 1769 nucleotides. RefSeq names its product alanine--glyoxylate aminotransferase 2-like. The record is from RefSeq and is a predicted model, not a curated record. Gene Ontology annotation, molecular function: transaminase activity; pyridoxal phosphate binding. The coding region runs from base 170 to 1615 and encodes 481 amino acids. The transcript is spliced from 10 exons. Lineage: Eukaryota; Metazoa; Arthropoda; Insecta; Lepidoptera; Noctuidae.
GCGCCCCCGCCUGCCUCUAUAAAAUCGACAUACAUCAAAAUACUUCUACAUUUACCUAUUGCUCACGCGCCGCGCUUGUCGCGUUACGUUUGUAUCAAACGUAACAUAAUCACACCCUAAUAAUAGUUCUAAUUUUAGUUCUUUAACGAUAAUAAUAUAAUAAUUUAAAAUGGCCUAUCUACAGUCCAUGCCCAAAUCUGAAACCAUCAGGCUUCGCGAAAAACAUGUUGGUGCUGCCUGCCAACUUUUCUUUCGUUCGUCCCCCUUGAAAAUUGUACGGGGUGUCGCCCAGUACAUGUAUGAUGAGACGGGCGAAAGAUAUCUCGAUUGCAUCAACAAUGUUGCACACGUUGGCCAUUGCCACCCUCACGUUGUGGAAGCCGGCAGAAACCAAAUGUCCUUAAUAUCGACAAAUAAUCGGUAUCUCCACGAUGAACUCGUCAUCCUUGCCGAAAGGCUCGUCAAAACCUUGCCAGACCCACUGUCGGUUUGUUUCUUCGUGAAUUCAGGCUCGGAAGCGAACGAUCUUGCCUUGAGGCUCGCCAAGAUUCACACCAAGAACAAAGAUGUUAUUACCUUAGACCACGCGUAUCAUGGUCACCUUACGUCUAUGAUUGAUGUGUCUCCCUACAAAUUAAACCUACCCGGAGGGCCAGAGAAGCCAGAGUGGGUUCAUGUGGCACCUGUUCCCGAUAUAUACAGAGGCAAAUACGUAUAUCCCAACGACUCAGAAAAUGAAGAAGAGUUAGGGAAACUUUACGCUGACGAGGUCGGCAAGAUCUGCAAGGAAAGUAAACGCAAAAAUGGCGGCGUUUGCGCGUUUAUCGCGGAAAGUCUUCAAAGCUGUGGAGGUCAAAUUAUUCCUCCUGAUGGCUACCUCAAACGAGUAUUCCAACACGUUCGCGAAGCUGACGGUGUGUGCAUAGCGGAUGAAGUCCAAGUCGGAUUCGGCCGUGUCGGCACUCACAUGUGGGCAUUUGAGACGCAAGACGUAGUGCCCGACAUCGUCACUAUGGGCAAACCGAUGGGCAAUGGUCACCCUGUUGCCGCUGUUAUCACUACGCCCGAAAUCGCAAAAAGUUUCGCAGAUACUGGAGUGGAAUAUUUCAACACGUAUGGUGGAAACCCUGUCUCCUGCGCCAUCGCAAACGCAGUCCUGGAUGUGAUCGAAGAAGAACGUCUUAUGGAGCGUGCCAACCGCGUCGGCAACCACUUACUGAACCGGUGUCAACAACUGAAGCACAAGCACAGCUUAAUUGGUGACGUUCGUGGUAGAGGCCUGUUCGUGGGAGUGGAGCUAGUAACGGAUAGAGAAACCCGGACUCCAGCGACGGCUGAAGCUAAGCAUGUUGUUAAUAGGAUGAGGGAGGAGAAGAUUCUCAUAAGUCGGGACGGUCCCGACAGCAACGUGUUGAAAUUCAAACCGCCUAUGGUGUUCUCAACUCAAGACGCUGAUCGCCUUGUUGAUACAUUAGACAGAGUUCUUGAAGAGCUCGAUGGAUCAAGAACAUCAGUUACCAACAUCAAGUUACAGGUCCUAGUAACGCCGAUUGAUGAAACGAAAAACGAGGCAGCGUUAAGUACCACCGUUAAGCAGAGCAUCAAAAGUUCGUGACCAGAAUAUUAAUGUAAAAUAGUAUUAAUCGAAUAUUAAGCUUGUAAAUAUAGAAAUAUGUACUUAGGAUAAUUAAAAUAUAAGUACCUACUUUUAAAAAGAAUCAAUGCAAUAAUAUUUUUAAGAAUAAUAUAUGUAGAUUUUUACUUUCAAA